AUGGGGCUCCGGUCCAGGACCUCCGCUAGCGGCUCGGAGGCGCAGAGGAAGCCCCCCGGCGCGCCUCCUCCCGGGGAGCUGUUGGACCAAGGCGGCGGCGGGGUGGACAAGGAUGGCGCGCAGCUGCUGGCUGGACCGGUCCGGGGCUCUCAAGGCAUCGGAAUCGGACUACUGGCCAAAACCCCCCUGAGUUACACCCGGCCCGUAAAGAGGAAUACCAUCCGCAGGAGGAGGGUCCAGAACCUGGUCUACGACGCCCUGGAGAGGCCGAGAGGAUGGGCGCUGCUCUACCACGCCUUCGUGUUUUUAAUCGUUCUGGGAUGUUUGAUUCUGGCCAUUCUGACCACCUUCAAAGAGUACGAGAAGGAUUCUGCUCACUGGCUCCUGGUUCUGGAAACCUUUGCCAUCUUCAUAUUCGGAGCGGAGUUUGCUCUGAGGAUCUGGGCGGCGGGCUGCUGCUGUCGAUACAAGGGAUGGAGGGGGAGGCUGAAGUUCGCUCGCAAACCGUUGUGUAUUUUAGACAUCUUCGUGCUGAUUGCCUCCGUGCCGGUGGUGGCUGUGAGGAACCAGGGCAACGUGUUGGCCACGUCGCUGCGCAGCCUGCGGUUCCUGCAGAUCCUGCGGAUGCUGCGUAUGGACCGGAGAGGAGGAACCUGGAAGCUGCUGGGUUCUGCCAUCUACGCUCACAGUAAGGAGCUGAUCACAGCCUGGUACAUCGGCUUCCUGUCUCUGAUCCUGGCGUCCUUCCUGGUCUACCUGGUGGAGAAGGACGACGUCUCCGUCAACGUCUCCGACCAGGAAAACCCCACGGUACAGCCCCAGACUCAGGACUUCGACACGUACGCCGACGCUCUGUGGUGGGGGCUGAUCACGCUGACCACCAUCGGGUACGGGGACAAGACCCCCAAAACCUGGGCUGGGAGACUGCUGGCCGGGACCUUUGCUCUGAUUGGAGUGUCCUUCUUUGCUCUGCCUGCAGGGAUUCUGGGUUCUGGUUUGGCUCUGAAGGUCCAGGAGCAACACCGGCAGAAGCACUUUGAGAAGCGCAGACAUCCGGCAGCCGGCCUCAUCCAGUCGGCCUGGAGAUAUUACUCCACCAACCCAAUCAGGGAGGACCUCAUCGCUACCUGGAGGUUUUAUGAAACCAUCAUCUCUCUGCCCUGCUUCAGGAAGGACACGCUGGAGGCCAUGGUGAGCCAGAAGGUGAGUUUACUGGAGCGAGUUCGUCUUUCCAACGCGAGGCCGUCGGUGGCGACGGGCAAGAAGCUCGCGGGCGAGUCCGUCGAAGAGAGUCCCUCCAAGGAGCCCAAACCUGCCGGCUUCAGCAACCGGGAACGCUUCCGCACGGCCUUCCGCAUGAAGGCCUCCACGCUCCGGCAGAGCUCUGAAGACGCUGGAGCCCUGACUGACCCAGCCUUAGAGGAUCGAGGGUUCCCCCCAGACAUCCUCCUGGAGGAGAUGAUCCCGACCCUCAAACUAGUCAUCAGGGCCGUCAGGAUCAUGCAGUUCCUCCUGAACAAGAAGCAGUUUAAGGAAACUCUGAGGCCUUAUGACGUCAAAGACGUGAUCGAGCAGUACUCCGCCGGACACCUGGACAUGCUCUGCAGAAUUAAAUACCUCCAGACCAGGAUCGACAUGAUUCUCGCCCCUGGACCUCCCCUCACCCCUAAAAGCAAGAAGACCCAGAAAACUCCCUUUAACUACCCGUCCAAUCAGUCGCCCAGGCAUGAGUCCUACAUAGCCAAAGCCACCUCCAUGCCAGAUGCUGAAGACCAAAGCAUGAUGGGUAGAUUUAUCAGGGUGGAGAGACAGGUGGAGGACAUGGAGAAGAAGUUGGACUUCCUGGUGGACAUGCACAUACAGCACACCGAGCAUCUGCAGGUGGACUCGGCCGGCACCGCCCGCAUGACCCUGGAGGCCUGCGACUCCACGGUGAACGGUGAGAUCAGGCGGGUUUUCCUCAACUACUCCGAGGUGUUCCCCCACCUGUCGUACCAGGUUCCGGUCGGGAAGGAGAGCCUGAGCUGCGGAGGAGGACGAGGAGUUGGAGACCGGGCGGUGGCAGCGGCAGGAAGCUGUCCUCCGGCCGCCGUCGCCCGGUACACAGAGCGUCCGACGGUGUUGCCCAUCAGUUCCCUGCAGGACUUGUCGGUGGGGCCGGGCAGGACCACAGGGGGGCGGGGGGGUGACUCACCGCUCUCCAUGUUGUCUGUGAACCACGAGGAGCUGGAGCGCUCGCUCAGCGGGUUCAGCAUCUCCGGGGAGCGUGAAGGGGCGGACCUGUCGAUCGGGACUGGGAUGGCGACUGGCGAGGCCAGCUGGACGAGACCCAGGCCAAGUUACCUGGCGGAGGGGGAGACGGACACGGACACAGACCCGUUCACGCCUAGCGGGGGAGCCAUGCCUCUCUCCUCCACGGGGGAGGGUUUUGGGGACUCUGAGUGGAACACGCCGCCCUGA
Nematolebias whitei (Rio pearlfish) is the source of this 2460-nucleotide messenger RNA. RefSeq names its product potassium voltage-gated channel, KQT-like subfamily, member 3 (gene kcnq3). Gene Ontology annotation, cellular component: membrane. Gene Ontology annotation, biological process: transmembrane transport; potassium ion transport. The coding region runs from base 1 to 2460 and encodes 819 amino acids. The transcript is spliced from 15 exons. Gene Ontology annotation, molecular function: voltage-gated potassium channel activity. The record is from RefSeq and is a predicted model, not a curated record. Lineage: Eukaryota; Metazoa; Chordata; Actinopteri; Cyprinodontiformes; Rivulidae.